Molecule: messenger RNA, 1994 nt
Organism: Manihot esculenta (cassava)
Lineage: Eukaryota; Viridiplantae; Streptophyta; Magnoliopsida; Malpighiales; Euphorbiaceae
Product: glucose-6-phosphate 1-dehydrogenase 6, cytoplasmic
Exons: 16
Coding region: 249-1796 (515 amino acids)
Biological process (GO): glucose metabolic process; pentose-phosphate shunt, oxidative branch
Cellular component (GO): cytosol
Molecular function (GO): NADP binding; glucose-6-phosphate dehydrogenase activity
Source: RefSeq, a predicted model, not a curated record
UUAUUGGUAGUGAUACUCUUAAUACCAAACAAGAAGAGUUUGGUGGGGGAAUACAACCACUACAAAAACUAGACCAAAUUAUUAACAACUUUUCGAAACAGUGAAUUCAAGCAUCUUUUUUUCCUCUGCAUUUGACCCCUUUCUCUCUCUCAGUCUCCAGCUCCGUGUGGACCUUGCUGGGCUGAGAUUUCAAGCUUUCUGGUUUGGAAGCUAAAUCUUGAUUCAAACACUCUCUAACGAGGUAGAAUAUGGAUUCGGGUAAGUGGUUAAUGGAGAAGAGAUCUACUUUUAGAAGUGAUUCAUUUUCUAAAGAAUAUGAGAGUGUGCUUGAAACCGGGUGCCUCUCCAUUAUCGUGCUUGGUGCCUCUGGUGAUCUUGCCAAGAAGAAGACUUUCCCUGCUCUCUUUAAUCUUUACCGCCAGGGUUUUCUGCAAUCAGAUGAAGUUCACAUUUUUGGGUAUGCAAGGACUAAGAUUUCAGACGAUGAGCUCAGAAACCGUAUUCGUGGAUAUCUUGGCAAAGAUGCCUCACCUGGGCACUCAGAAGAUGUAUCAAACUUCUUACAGUUGAUCAAAUAUGUUAGUGGUUCUUAUGAUACUGAAGAGGGCUUUCAGCUGUUGGAUAAGGAAAUUUCAGAGCAUGAAUUAGCCAAAAAGAGUGCAGAAGGAUCAUCUCGGAGACUAUUUUAUUUUGCACUUCCACCAUCAAUAUAUCCAAUUGUCUGCAAGAUGAUAAAAAAGUGUUGCAUGAAUAGAUCUGAUCUUGGCGGAUGGACUCGGAUUGUUGUCGAAAAGCCUUUUGGCAAGGAUUUGGAAUCUUCAGAACAACUUAGUGCUAAGAUCGGAGAGUUAUUUGAGGAACCUCAAAUUUACCGAAUUGAUCACUAUUUGGGAAAAGAAUUGGUGCAGAACUUGUUGGUACUUCGUUUCGCAAAUCGCUUCUUUCUACCCCUUUGGAAUCGUGACAACAUUGAUAAUGUACAGAUUGUGUUCCGGGAAGAUUUUGGAACUGAAGGACGUGGUGGAUAUUUUGAUGAAUAUGGAAUUAUUCGUGAUAUUAUUCAAAACCACUUAUUGCAGGUUCUUUGCCUAGUUGCCAUGGAGAAACCUGUCUCUCUAAAACCUGAGCACAUUCGAGAUGAGAAAGUGAAGGUUCUUCAGUCGGUACUUCCAAUCAAAGAUGAAGAGGUUGUUCUUGGACAAUAUGAAGGCUAUAGGGAUGAUCCAACAGUUCCUGACAAUUCAAACACCCCAACUUUUGCUACUGUUAUUUUGCGCAUACAUAACGAAAGAUGGGAAGGCGUUCCUUUUAUAAUGAAGGCAGGGAAAGCACUAAACUCAAGAAAGGCAGAAAUACGUGUUCAAUUUAAGGAUGUUCCUGGUGAUAUAUUCAAGUGUAAAAAGCAAGGAAGAAAUGAGUUUGUAAUACGUCUGCAACCCUCAGAAGCUAUAUACAUGAAACUUACGGUCAAGCAACCUGGACUGGAGAUGUCAACUGCUCAAAGUGAACUGGACUUGUCCUACAGGCAACGAUAUCAAGGUGUUACCAUUCCAGAGGCUUACGAACGUCUAAUUCUUGAUACAAUCAGAGGCGAUCAGCAGCAUUUUGUUCGCAGAGACGAGUUGAAGGCGGCAUGGGAGAUUUUCACCCCCCUUCUGCAUAGGAUUGACAAUGGUGAAAUGAAGCCAAUCCCAUAUGAACCAGGCAGCCGAGGUCCUGCAGAAGCAGAUGAACUUCUGUCAAAAGCUGGUUAUGUUCAAACACAUGGAUAUAUCUGGAUUCCUCCCACACUAUAGAAAUGCACAGCUCAGCAUGGUUAUCCAACCAGUCUACGAGUGACUUACUACUGCCUUUUGUUUAUAGUUUGCUGAGAGAAUUUUUAAUGUAAGCUUGAUCAAUUGCCACCCAGAAUACAAAACCUGCUGUGGUGUGUGUAAUAAGGAUCCAGCAUGAUAGAUCUGUGUAAUAAAUGUGGAGUUGAAGAGUUAUCCUAA